Paramormyrops kingsleyae is the source of this 2242-nucleotide messenger RNA. Lineage: Eukaryota; Metazoa; Chordata; Actinopteri; Osteoglossiformes; Mormyridae. The record is from RefSeq and is a predicted model, not a curated record.
AGUAGAUGCGCGCAGCAUGACACACGCAUAUGCACACGGGUUCGUACCGACGGGGACAAAGCGGACAAAAAGCGGCCGCCUUGCCGUCGGAUCUGCUCGCUGACAGGAUCCCAGGCAGCCCCAGAUUAUCACCGCCCGAAGAGUGCCGACAUCAUCUUUACAACAAGUGACGGCUUCGGACGCGAAGCCGGCGACUCAGACCAAAGAGGUUCCCGCACCUCCCGGCACCUCAACGGCGCUUCGGUUAGAACCUCAGCGGAAUUUUAAUUUAAAAAUCUUAAUUUUAAUAAAUCAAAGCUUGGCACUAUUUCCGUAGUCUUCCUCAUUUGCCAGGCGCGUGGAAGCAGAAUUGGAAAUGAGGAUCUGAUGAUCCAGCGAGACUGUAAGGCAGAUCUGUAAUGACAGACUGACUGCCUGCAAUACAGGUAUUUUUAGGGAUUAAAAAAAUACACGCAUGGGUAUAAUGUAGGAAGAUUGAACAGCAGACCAUACCGCCCGCAAUGACCUAAAACACAGACUUAAUUUGCCGUUAUUCAUUCGCUCUCCUCUUCCUCGUCGCGGACAGAGGAAGCUGUACAUUAUCUCCGUAGCAACCCCGGGACUGCGUCUGACACUGAGACAGAUUUUUCUUGGACGAUUGAUCGCCGUGUUGGGGCGCCUGCCGAUUCCGUGCCAAAGAACAUGACUAUCCCGUAGCGACAGUUUCGCGUCAUUUUAGCGGUGCACCAGUUUUGGUUUUGCAUUUGGGGGAAGCCGGUGCAGAACGUAACGGGCGCCUUGGAUCCACGAGUUUCCCUGUCGGUGAUGCGUUCAUCACGUCCGCCGUGCUGUGCGGACUGGGGUGCGAGUGUCACGGCAGAGAGGCGGGUCACACCUGAUGUCUCAACUGCGCUGCUGAGCAUGUCAGACGGGUAGGGGGAAAAUACAAAAGGGAGAAGCGUUUACGGUUGAAUCAGUGCACAGGCUGCGUCUUUUUUUCCUGCGUUGGAUCUCCGACCCUCGCUCCGACUGAGCUCUUCCCUGGCCAGCAUCUCCAGAUGCUGUCUGUGCGCUUCCAUCUGCGGCUGACCAGCGAUCGAAACCCGUGACGGGCGGACCGUGAUUCUGCGCUGCCCGCGUUCUGCCACAAAUACAGUUCAAACUAAGGCAUGGUCCCUGGGACUCCCGCAGCCAUGCUACCGGCCUCAGAAGCUGCCAAGAUUUACCAGACGAACUAUGUCCGCAACUCUCGAGCCAUCGGGGUCCUAUGGGCCAUCUUCACCAUCCUUUUUGCCAUCGUCAAUGUGGUGUGCUUUAUUCAGCCCUACUGGAUCGGUGACGGCGUGGACACGCCGCAAGCAGGCUACUUCGGUCUUUUCCAUUACUGUAUCGGAAACGGGCUGUCCCGGGAGCUGACAUGCCAGGGAAGCUUUACCGAGUUCAGCUCCAUCCCUUCGGGCGCCUUCAAGGCCGCGUCCUUCUUCAUCGGGAUGUCCAUGGUUCUGGUCAUCACCUGCAUCGUCUGCUUUGCCCUUUUCUUCUUCUGCAGCACGGCCACUGUCUAUAAGAUCUGUGGCUGGAUGCAGCUCGCUUCUGGCACCUGUCUGGUCCUGGGCUGCAUGAUCUACCCAGACGGCUGGGACUCGGACGAGGUGAAGCGGAUGUGCGGCGAGCAGACCGACAAGUACGCGCUGGGCGCGUGCUCCGUGCGCUGGGCCUACAUCCUGGCCAUCAUGGGCAUCCUGGACGCCCUCAUCCUCUCCUUCUUGGCCUUCGUGCUCGGCAACCGGCAGGACGGGCUCAUGGCUGAGGAGCUGCUGGCCGACCGCACGGAGGGUGGAAAUGCUUAAUAACAAGAGGUCUGUCCCGAAGAACAUGCUUUGGGUCAGUAGGAGGCAGUCUUACUGCAAUCUCACCUUCCUGUCCCGAAGAACUUGCUUUGGGCCAGUAGGGGGCAGUCCCACUGCAGUCUCACCUUCUCGCUUUCUACCCCUUGCCCCCGGAGUGGAUCCUGACCUGAGUGGCGGCUGUGGAAGCGGCACAGGCGAUGAUGCGAGGAGAGAGGGGCAGCCCCCACAGCACCCCCGCCCAAUUUACCGCCCCCUCAUAACUCCGUCAUAUCACUGGUACUGACGGGUUUAUUCUGUCACACAGACACUUUUUUGUACUGUAAAAUUGUAGAAUGACAUCAUCGACAUUAGCGAACGAACACAGCACACUUUAACAUACACAGGUCACGUGUUUAUGUCGGGUGGGGGGGGGG